This is a messenger RNA of Dothidotthia symphoricarpi CBS 119687, 1198 nucleotides long. Its product is annotated as Hus1-like protein. NCBI's taxonomy places the organism in Eukaryota, Fungi, Ascomycota, Dothideomycetes, Pleosporales, Dothidotthiaceae. Gene Ontology annotation, biological process: mitotic intra-S DNA damage checkpoint signaling; nucleotide-excision repair; meiotic DNA integrity checkpoint signaling. The record is from RefSeq and is a predicted model, not a curated record. The coding region runs from base 1 to 1026 and encodes 341 amino acids. The transcript has 6 exons. Gene Ontology annotation, cellular component: nucleolus; site of double-strand break; checkpoint clamp complex.
AUGCGCUUCAAGGCAUCUAUCCAAAACAUUAAUACCUUUACAAAACUCACCGCAUCGCUCAACUCGCUCGGCCCGCUUGCAUGGGUGAAGCUCAGCGAAGAGCAAGUAUGCUUUACCAUCAUACCAGAGCAGGGCACACAAGUGUGGGCUGUUCUAUCAAUUGACUCCAUUUUCGAAAGUAUCAGCGUUCAGUCGGCGGCGAACAAUGUCAUCAACCUCGAGGUUCCUCUUACGUCGUUGAAUCGCGCACUCAAGUCAGCUUUGAAUGCGACGUCUGCCCAGAUUCGCCUUACCAAGAAGGAUAACAUGCCCAUGCUCGCUCUCACCAUCGUUACAACCACCUCCUCGAACACAUAUAGCGCCUUCCCAACAGCCAGCGCCAACAACGACGAUAGUUUCGAUGCGCCCUUUGACAGUGCAUAUGGCGGCGGCAAUCGUGAGACGAUUGUCACGCAGGAGAUACCUGUGCGAGUGCUGGCACCAGACACGGUUGCGGGCCUGCACGAGCCUCAGUGUCGAGAGCCGGACGUGCACAUUAUAUUGCCACCAUUGAUGCAGUUGAAGAGCAUCAGCGAUCGCUUCACCAAGCUUGCGUUAGGGGAUACCAAAUCUUCUUCAGCAUCGACAGCAACGAGGACACGGCUGGAGGUGGCGGCGAAUAUGCACGGCUGUCUCAAGAUGAGCAUCAAAACGGACGCCAUGAGUAUUGCUUCUGUCUGGACUGAUCUGAGUAAUCCAGAGCUCGACCCAAGUCAAGUAGCAGGAGGUCAAAAUGGCAUCGCUGAUCACCCUAGCACACGUAUGAAACAGCUGGGGACCGCAGAUGGCCGCAGCGAUCAAGGAUGGGCGUCGGUGAGGAUAGAUGGCCGUGACUGGGGAAAGGUCAUGAGCGUGGGCAGGCUUGGUGGCCGGGUUAUUGCAUGUUUCUGCCACGAGCAUGCUCUCAUUCUCUACGUCUAUUUACCAACAGAUAACGGCGAGGAUGAAUCUGUGUUGACUUAUUAUGUCAGUUCUUAUAGUGCAUAGUUGGCAAUACAACAUGCCUUUAUGAACCACAAUCUAGAUGCCAUAGUCACGAGAUCAUGUAAACAAUGUCAAAAAGCAAUGCAAACAACUUGCCCAACUGACAGAGGACUCAGUACGGUGGUACUGACAAAUGAUUCGUCGGAUAUAAGAAUGUUGAAGCGAGUCUCUAGCC